Daphnia magna is the source of this 1316-nucleotide messenger RNA. RefSeq lists its product as uncharacterized. The transcript is spliced from 2 exons. Gene Ontology annotation, molecular function: DNA binding. NCBI's taxonomy places the organism in Eukaryota, Metazoa, Arthropoda, Branchiopoda, Diplostraca, Daphniidae. The record is from RefSeq and is a predicted model, not a curated record. The coding region runs from base 393 to 1316 and encodes 307 amino acids.
AUCGAUAAUCGAGUUUUCUACUCGUGUACCCGGUUACAGUCAGCCGUAAAUAUUUCGAAUUCAAAUAUACCUUUAUCGGUUUUGUUCGUAUAAUUAAAAUUUUUUUGUAACUUUCGCUGUAAAAAACAUUAAGUUAGCUUGUGGUACCCAAAACUAUAAAAACAAAUUUGGCAUCAAAUCUGCUUUGUUUUUGUUUACAAGUUGCUCGUUUCAUUUCAAUUUCGUGUCUGCUUUACAAAUCGUUGGUUUUUGUUUAAAAAUUUCACGUAGUCUUUUUCAGAUUACAAAGAUUUUAAAGGUAAACAUUUCAUAUUUUUUUCUCAUUUCCUUAAAUGACGUAAGACUAGUGCAAUUUGUGCGUAGCUUAAUAGUAUUCCGUUUUUUCAUAAGAAAUGGCUGCAAUAUCAGCAUUGACACCUGAAACAAGUAAUGCUUCUUUCGACUCUAAUAAUACAGAUGACGUAUAUUCAUUAAUGAACGAAGCAGGCAUUCAACUGUGUGACGAAAAUCAAGAUGAUGAUGAUGAAAUAAUUGCCCAGCCGGCAAAAAGCAAUAAAAGUGUUAUUUGGGAUCAUUUUACGCAAUGCCCAGACUUCCAAUACAAAGCCAUUUGCAACUAUUGUAAAAAGCCUCAAGACCGAUCAGGUGGCUCAACAUCGAAUAUGAUUAAGCAAUUGGAAAAUAUUCACAAAAUUGCUUCAGGCUGCCGAAAACGACCUCAUCCACCGUCACAGAAAGCUAAAGAGCUUCGCCCAACGACUGAGGUUUCGCAGAAAAUCGAUCGAUUAUUAACUGAAUGGAUUUGUGCUGAUUUUCAAGCUUUUGAAGUUGUUGAAAAGGAAUUUUUCAAGAGAUUUGUCAGUGUUCUAAACGACAAAUAUAAGUUGCCGUCAAGAAAAACACUAGUGCGACUAGUGCCACUAGUGCGACUAGUGCCAGAACUAGAAGCAACAAUUGGAGUUGAAGCAAAAGAAGUUCUCAGUAAGGCAACUGAUGUUGUUAUUUCCAGUGAUGGCUGGUCUUCAAAAGGAACUGAAAAUUUUUUAGAUCUUACUGGGCACUUCAUUUUGCAAGAUAAAUUUAAAUCAAUCUCGCUUGGUGUUGCCAAGCUAGUUGAUCAAACGGCUGUCGGACAUGCAAAUUCGAUAACGAAGUUGUUAUCUAAACACCAAGGUUUAUCAAGAAAAGUGCACACGAUGGUAUCCGAUAAUGCUGAGGUAAUGAAAUGCACAGCUCGAAUUUUGAAGCUAUUCUGGUUUGGUUGCUAUCCACACACGCUUAAUUUGGUCGUGAAAGAUGCACUUAAAUUGCCAUAG